CUGCGCCUUAAGGAGACCUGCGGAAGUAACUUGAUCAUCUGUGCCUCGCAGCGCCUUCGCCUUUUGUGUUUCGCGGGUACAAGGUCCCCGGGUGAUUUUGUGUGUGUAUGUUACGCCCUUUACUCGGAAGUAAAUCAAGUGACUCGGACUCCUAAGCUUCAGCAAGAGGUAUACUACAAAAUGAAUGAUCCUGCUAUCAAACGAAUAACAAAUGAAAUUAUCAAAUCACCUGAGGAUAAACGAGAAUAUCGUGGGUUAGAACUGGCAAAUGGCAUCAAAGCAAUGCUUAUCAGUGAUCCCACUACAGACAAAUCUUCAGCUACACUUGAUGUACACAUAGGAUCAUUAUCUGAUCCCCCUAAUAUUUCUGGAUUAAGCCAUUUUUGUGAACAUAUGCUAUUUUUGGGAACUGAAAAAUACCCAAAAGAAAAUGAGUACAGCCAAUUUCUCAGUGAACAUGGAGGGAGUUCAAAUGCUUUUACAAGUGGAGAACACACCAACUACUACUUUGAUGUCUCACACGAACACUUGGAAGGUGCUCUUGACAGGUUUGCCCAAUUUUUCUUGUGCCCUCUCUUUGAUGAAAGUUGCAAAGAUAGAGAAGUAAAUGCUGUUGAUUCUGAGCAUGAGAAGAAUUUAAUGGAUGAUUCAUGGCGACUAUUUCAGCUAGAAAAGGCUACUGGAAAUCCUGAUCAUCCAUUUAGCAAAUUUGGGACAGGGAACAAGUUCACUUUGGAAACUAGACCAAACCAAGAAGGAAUAGAUAUAAGGCAAGAGCUAUUGAAGUUUCACUCCACUUACUAUUCAUCAAAUUUAAUGGCUGUUUGUGUUUUAGGACGGGAAUCUUUAGAUGAGCUAACCAGUCUGGUGGUGAAGUUAUUUUCUGAAGUAAAGAAUAAAAAUGUUCCAUUACCAGAAUUUCCUGAACAUCCCUUCCAGGAAGAACAUCUCCGGCAACUUUACCAGGUGGUACCUAUUAAAGAUUUUAGAAAUCUUUAUGUCACAUUUCUAAUACCAGAUCUUCAGAAAUACUACAAAUCAAACCCUGGCCACUAUCUUGGUCAUCUUAUUGGGCAUGAAGGUCCAGGAAGUCUUUUAUCAGAACUGAAAGCUAAAGGCUGGGUAAGCACACUGGUUGGUGGACAAAAAGAAGGUGCUCGAGGCUUCAUGUUUUUUAUCAUUAACGUUGAUCUUACUGAAGAAGGACUGUUACAUGUGGAAGAUAUUAUUUUGCAUAUGUUUCAAUAUAUUCAAAAGCUACGCACAGAAGGACCUCAAGAAUGGGUUUUUCAAGAAUGUAAGGAUCUAAAUGCUGUAGCAUUCAGAUUUAAAGAUAAGGAAAGACCCCAAAGUUAUACAUCAAAACUUGCAGGGAUGCUUCAUUACUAUCCUAUUGAAGAAGUUCUUGCUGCUGAAUAUUUACUUGAAGAAUUUAGACCUGAUUUAAUAGAAAUGGUAUUGGACAAACUGAGACCUGAAAAUGUCCGGGUUGCAAUUGUCUCUAAGACAUUUGAAGGAAAAACUGAUAAAAAAGAACGAUGGUAUGGAACCCAGUACAAGCAAGAAACAAUUUCUGAUGAAGUGAUUAAGAAAUGGCAAAAUGCUGACCUUAAUGGGAAAUUCAAGCUUCCGAUGAAAAAUGAAUUUAUUCCUACUAACUUUGAAAUUAUACCUUUAGAGAAGGAUGCACCACAGUACCCAACUCUGAUUAAGGAUACUGCUAUGUGCAAGCUGUGGUUCAAGCAAGACGACAAAUUUUUCCUUCCUAAAGCUUGUCUCAACUUUGAAUUUUUCAGCCCAUUUGCUUACGUGGAUCCCUUACAUUGUAACAUGGCCUAUUUGUACCUUGAACUACUCAAAGACUCCCUCAACGAGUAUGCAUAUGCAGCAGAACUAGCUGGCUUGAACUAUGAUCUCCAAAAUACCAUCUAUGGGAUGUAUCUUUCUGUAAAAGGUUAUAAUGACAAGCAACACAUUCUGCUGAGGAAAAUUAUUGAGAAAAUGGCUACCUUCGAGGUUGAUGAAAAGCGAUUUGAAAUUAUCAAGGAGGCGUACAUGCGGUCACUUAACAAUUUUCGAGCUGAACAGCCACAUGAGCAUGCAAUGUAUUACCUUCGGCUCCUAAUGACAGAAGUUGCCUGGACCAAAAAUGAAUUAAAAGAAGCUUUAGAUGAUGUCACUCUUCCUCGCCUCAAGGCCUUUAUUUCACAGCUGUUAUCACGGUUACAUAUUGAAGCACUUCUCCAUGGCAAUAUAACAAAACAGGCUGCGUUAGGAAUUAUGCAAAUGGUUGAAGACACGCUCAUUGAGCAUGCUCAUACAAAACCUCUGCUUCCCAGCCAGCUAGUAAGAUACAGGGAAGUACAGCUGCCUGAUAGAGGAUGGUUCGUCUAUCAACAGAGGAAUGAAGUUCAUAAUAAUUGUGGGAUAGAAAUAUAUUAUCAAACAGAUAUGCAAAGCACUUCAGAGAAUAUGUUUUUGGAGCUCUUCUGUCAAAUUAUCUCAGAGCCUUGCUUUAAUACUCUACGCACUAAGGAACAAUUAGGUUACAUUGUGUUCAGUGGUCCACGGAGGGCUAAUGGUAUCCAAGGUCUGCGGUUCAUCAUCCAAUCGGAAAAGCCCCCACACUACUUAGAGAGCAGGGUUGAAGCCUUUUUAAAAACCAUGGAGAGAUCCAUAGAAGAUAUGUCAGAAGAAGCUUUCCAGAAACAUAUCCAGGCUUUAGCAAUUCGCCGCCUUGACAAACCAAAGAAACUGUCUGCUGAGUGUGCAAAAUACUGGGGAGAAAUAAUUUCACAACAAUAUAACUUUGAUAGAGAUAACAUUGAAGUGGCAUAUCUCAAGACCCUUACUAAGGAUGAUAUAGUGCAUUUUUAUAAGGGAAUGUUGGCAGUAGAUGCCCAAAGAAGGCACAAAAUAUCGGUCCAUGUACUAGCAAGGGAAAUGGAUUCCUGUCCUGUUGUAGGAGAGUUUCCAUGCCAAAAUGAUGUCAGUCUAACACCAGCACCACCACUGCCACAGCCAGCUGUGAUUGAAAACAUGACCGAGUUCAAGCACAGUCUACCACUCUUUCCUCUGGUGAAACCUCAUAUCAAUUUCAUGGCUGCAAAACUGUGAAGAAUCUUGCUGGAUGAAGAACUGGAAGUGGAUCAAUAUGCCUUCACUGGCAUUUCAUAAUGAGCAAACAUCUUAACCUUUAGGACAAACGAUCCAAGAUUCCUGAUUCCUUCUAGGUUCAUUUGGCAUCGGUGGUGCGGUAGGGAUACAGCAAGUUAAGAAAGUAUGCUGUAGUCAUGUGUUAUGUCUGUCAUAGAGCCACUACUGGAAACUAAAGUUAAGUGGUAUAUAUAAAGAUCUGUGUAGGUAAAUGGUAUAUUUUACAAUAAUGUGGCCCUUUAAAAGUUUAGUUUGCAUGGAUUGUGAAGAAGUUUCCAUAACAGUCUGAUCUUCAUUUGCAGGUCAUUGCUUUUCUUUAAGAUCAACCAUUUUGGAAGCUUAUUUUAUUAGACGAGGAACAAAAUAUUAUUAAAAGGCCACAUUGAUGUUUUUAAAAGAAGCAUGGAGUAAUACCAUUUUUAAAUUUAAAAAAAAAAAGAUUCUCAGAAGCAGCCAUUUAGAUUCUAUGUAAAAAUCAGUGGAAAAGAGGAGGAAAAAAUUAACAAAUAUCUUUGAAGAGUUAUUAGAUAUGUCAACAUAGUUUUAAUCUUUAUACCUAUUUGAGGACAUUUUAUAUACAUACUAGUAAAAUGCUGGAAACACUUGGGUAGCCAUGUUUUUCUUACCAAGAGUGUUACCUUACGUUUAUAAUCUUCGUGUUUUCUUAGGGUUGCACUGAUAAUGUUUCUUUGACUUUGACAAAUAAAAUUACUUCAGCAAUUUUUUUUCUUCCAGUUGUCAUGUACUGUUUUAGGACAAAUCUAAUGGGAUUUGUGUACUGUAUGUCUUGUUAAAGGCCAUCAAUAGUUCUUGAUAGGUGUUUAAACUGCAGGCAAACACUCCUUCUUUUACCAGAAACUCACAAUUUAAUAUUUUCCUGGAUUCACUGCACACUGUUUGAACGUCCAGAGUGUGGUCACCUGGUGUGAGCAGCCUUAGACACAGCCAGUCUGCACCUGCCUCAGUUCACUAAGGCUUGUUGCAGAUUCUCAUGCCACACAGACAUCUUUCUCAGGCAUAGUUGUUUAAAGUGGAAACUAAUACACAGAGUUCAUGCCCAUCAGUAGUAAAUAUCAACCUAAUGAUGCAACAUCAAGUUGAACUUUCCCCAAUCACUUGUCUGUUCAAAAGAUUUCAGUAGUUUAAAUGCAGCCUAAAUUCUUAGCCUGCAUCACGUUUUUGUGGCACUUCAGGCAUCUGAAAUGCAGCAGUAGCACAAUAUGAUAACACUGUUUAUGAUUCAGAGUAGCAACCUUGCACCAAUUGAUUUUGAGAAAGACAGCACAAAGGAGAGAUGAUGCUUGUGCAAAAUAAAUGUGGAAACAAGUAUAAAUAAACUUAACAUUUUAAUUGUGGAACUAAAAAAUGUUUAAUCAAGAUAUGGAAUGGCGAUGCCACUAAAAGCACAUGGAGAAAGACCAGGUGCUGAUUUGGGGCUGGACUGGGCUGGGGAGUGAAAAGGUUUUUGCGUUUCCAGUGGUAACACGUUAUUGCAGUUCUUACUAUGUUUUCAAGUUCAUUCCCCUGAUACUAGUACUAAACCUUUAGUCAUGAGGACCUUCCACUCUAAUAUUACAGGCCUUAGAAAAUGAGACUGGAAUGUGGGUGUUGUGGUUACACCACGCAUACGUUUUUGCUAUGAUUAAUUCCACUGAUGCCUUGUUGGUUGUAAAACGUAUGUUACAUCUUCUGGAAGAGACAAUAUAUAGAGCAGUUUACAUUAAUGUAGAAAAACAACUAAAGAGAGAACGUGGAAUUAAUUGAAGUGCUGUAUAAUUAGUGUAUUUCACCUGGAUGAGUUAAUUUAAAGAAGGACAGCGUAUUCUUACAUCAUGUACUUGAACGACUGAAAGGCAAUCUUUCAUGCCUCAAAGGUUCACCAUUUUGUUACUCCGGAAGAUGUAUUUUUCAACACGUAGACAAGAUUGGAGCACUGUUACUUAAUAUCGUAACAGACUGAAAACUGAUCUGAAGGCAUCAGCCGGAUGGUCUGUUCACACUGUAAUAAAUGGCAUUGUUUGUUGAAGCUGCAUAGAGGGCUGUGCAGUGCUUUGAAGCCCAUUGGCAAGAGGUGCUUUGGCAUACGUGAGAAUGUGAAUGCAGCGCUGUUUGCCCCUUAUUAGAGCAAUGGUGACUUUAAUUCUAGGGUUGCCUGGCUACUAUGGGGAGGCUUCUGCAAUCGCAGGAGCCUGGAAACAAAGAUGGCUCUCUGAAUGAGACACAGGCAGGUUUUGCAUUCACGCUCCCAUGUGUUCCAAAGCGCCUUUUCCAAACUGAGCCUGAAACAUCGCCCCACGCUUGGAGGAGGCCCUUACCUUGAACUUGCCUUGUUGUAUAACGCCUUGAUCCUGAGGUAUACGUAUGUACAGGCCUCGCCCCCCUUUUUUUGACCCAAGGGUACAUUUGGAAUUUUAAGAACCUGUUGCGAUCAUUCUUUCAAAUGCCUGCUGUGGGGUUGCCCAGUCAAAAACUGACUGCCACAGAAGAUACAGCCAGUUUCAAAGCACUGAUUUACCAAGAUGCUAUAUGACACUCCUUCCCUGCCACCCUUAUGUUUGUCCUUUUUCUGGGCAAGUGGGCACACUGACAAACCAACUCAAUCUACACAGUCACAGCCUUCAAGAUGAAGCAUUCUUGAACCUAAAUCUGAUGCUUGAGACUGGCAUUUGCUUGCGGCAUGCUAGUUUCUUACUUUUCAAUUAAAGAAGGCAAAAAGCAAAGUCCACUGACAUGUUGACACUCCUGUAUGCCAUCUUGGGGACUCCACAUGUAUCAAAUCAAAAGUUGAGACUAAAUCUGUAGAGGAUGUCCCAAUUAUUCAAUGAGCAGUGCUUAAAAUAAUUGCAUCAAUUUUUUUAUUCAUUAAACAUGAAAAACAUGCCAACAAUAUUUAUGGCAAAGUUUGCAUAAAGAUUUCUCUUUUUAUACCAUUUUCUUCCAAAACUUAGUGUCCUCUGGAUGUGUUAACAUACAGUAUAACUCUUAGGUUAUACUUCCUUAGGUGAUGCUUACUGAAAAUUCUGACAAUCUCAGUCCUAACACAUCUGGAGAGUGCCAGAUGGUUAGGAGGCUGUCCUAGAGUGACAGCACAGAUUUGCACAAGUUCCUUGAGGCUGGGGCUAGUUCUAGUCAUAACUCAAGACAAGGAUGGGCAGCUCAGUGCCCUACGGAGUUCAAGGUUGCAAUUAAAAUAAUCCAUAGAACACCUGUAAUUUGGGCUGCUCAUGGUGAUUCCCAUCUGCUAAAAAAUUUUCAGCUGGGAGGAAAGAUGCUAUAAUUUGAGUUUGAUUAAUGUUUACUGUGUCCCCCCAAACUAUCAGCAGUCUUCAGUCAUCUUGUCCCAUUUCUUAAUAAUAUGAAAAUGAAUUUGGGGGAACAAAGCAAACCAAUUAAAACUGUAUGCUACUUUACAGAGAUGUUGCCAUCUGUCUGCAAGGAACAGACACAAAUAUUUCUUCAUACAUUUAUCUAUCUGAUAAUUACCUUCACCUCUCGUCUUCACACAUGCCUAAUAGAUUUGUCUUUGCACAAAACCUCGUUUUUAAUACUUUAUCUAUUCUCCUUCACAUGUAGUUAAAUUAUAUGUACUGUAUGAGGUUUUUUUAAAGGUAGAAAUGCAUACUAUAAAUUUAAAAUGGGGGUGGGGGGUAUUUAAGCUUGCACAGCAGUCAGGAACUGUCAGUUAUUCCUGCAAUGAAAAUAAGAUUCUGAAAUAAAGAAUAGUUCCUAAAGCAUCUCAAGUAUUUUAAAACCUUGUAGUUAUUUAUUGCUUCCAUACUCAUAAAAGUUACUCUGUUUGUAAUAGGCCGUGUAUUUAUAUUGCAAGCAUGAAAAAAACAUAGAAAUGCAUUUUUAUCACAAGUGUAACAUUGUAUCCAAGUACAGGUGAUGUUCAUUAUCAUAACACUAAAUAUCGGGGCUGAAGUUACAACAUGGACAAAACAUCUUUUGUUCUGACAUAACAUUGGCAGGGUGCAUGCCAGUUUUCAGACUAAAUCUUAAAUUUGGAAGUACUCAAUCUGGAAUCCUUGGCAGGAAUGCCUGAGAGAUUCAUCCUUAAAUACAAAGUGCUGAUCAGUGUAUAUACAGAGAUUGGCUGAUUUGUCCCUCAGAAGCCAUCAUUUCUGCCUGAUGGAAGUCCCCCCUUAAAAAUCAUCUCUUAACUUUGGGGGAGGCCAUCGAUUGAGGGAUGCUGGAAAGUGGUGUAUGUCACCUGAUCUAUAUUAAUUUAUUGGAUUUUUACUCAAUAUAGAACAGUAAGGGGAAUGGCCUCUUCAAAAUAUUACUGAACUGCAUUUCCUUUACCCCUCACCUUUGGUCAUGCUGAUUAUGCUCCUGAGAACUGUAGUUCAUUUAUAUCUGGAAAGCCACGUGGACUGGGUUCUAGCCAAAGGUAUAAUAAAAGACCAAUGGCAGAAUUAGGGGCAUUAUUCUAAAAGAUAAUGAAUUUGGCAUGCCCAUGUAGUAGGAGCAGAUCAUGCUCCCUAGUAUAUAUUUAAUUUUAAGUGUUCUCCAGCAUUUUAUAGUUUGCGUUUGAUAAAACAAUGCAGUUUGAUAACUCAGGCAUUCAGUGGAUUCUCUCUAGUAGAUCCAAAGCUGCAGUGUCAAUAAGCAAUAACAAAUUACUUAGUUAUACUGUUAAUCAGUUCUAGUGCUCGUUAACAAAAUGUAUGUAACCAUAAAUAAUGACUACUGUAAUUUUUGCAAGUGCUGUUUUAAAAAGUUGAUUUAGAAUCUGGGUGCAUGUUGACACAGUAUGGCACAGUAUUUGUCAUACUCUUGAUAAUAAACCAUCUGAAUAUCUUGUCUGGA
Messenger RNA from Candoia aspera, 7968 nucleotides. RefSeq names its product insulin degrading enzyme (gene IDE). The transcript has 25 exons. Gene Ontology annotation, biological process: amyloid-beta metabolic process; hormone catabolic process; peptide catabolic process. The coding region runs from base 181 to 3117 and encodes 978 amino acids. Gene Ontology annotation, cellular component: cytosol; peroxisomal matrix; mitochondrion. The record is from RefSeq and is a predicted model, not a curated record. Lineage: Eukaryota; Metazoa; Chordata; Lepidosauria; Squamata; Candoiidae. Gene Ontology annotation, molecular function: metal ion binding; metalloendopeptidase activity.